GGUGACUCGCUUACAUCUGUAGCUCUUCUAAUGUACUCUCAUUGAGCAAGACAUGGAUGACUGUUGAGACUUAUUCCUGGCACAUUUGUCUUUUUUUUUGAAGGUGAUGUACAGCGAUACGGGAAGCAGGAAUUAUGAGAACAUCUGCAUUUGACUGGAGGCUGAAUUUGGACACCAGUUUGAGACGACCUUCACAUCAAUCACAGACCUCAGAAAGACAAAGAGAUGGUGCUGGCAGACUGCCUUCAGAAACACUCUACUCAGGGCAUGACCAUUUGGAUGUGGUGCCCAGGCUUAAAUGUAUAUAGAGAUGGAGACCAUUUUUAAACAACUUGACUAAACAUGCUCUUGAACAUAUGGAAAUGAUUACUUCAUCAUUUUGAAAAUGAUGCUGUUGGACUGACUGCUGUACAAUCACAGGGAACUGUUUAAAGCACUGAAGGAUUAACACUCCACGCAAACGAACUUUCAAGCAAGCAAGACGAUGUUCAUUGUGACAAAACCAAGGGCAAUGUAGCAACUGUAGAUAGCAAUCCUUAUAAUGGAGGCUGCUAAAACCUCAGGUGAAGCGGAACGUUCCAAACAGAUUAUCAGUUUCAAAGAUGACGAAAAACACUUGCCAUCCGAGAUGACCCAAAGAGGCCAAUCCUCUGGCUCAGAGGACAAAAUAAGACUUGCGGAGCAACCCCAGACCCCAGCUGUAAGUCCAUCUCCUGGUAUGGAGUCACAGGUCCUUGCUUCAGGAAAUAUUCUUACCUCAAAACCUAGAGAACAGUGUCACAUCCAGCUCAGGAGGAAGAACGUUCCUCUCCCAAACAAACGCUAUCUUCAAUCGGAAUAUGAGCUGCUGUCAGAGGGCCUUCUCAAAAAGGAGCAAAAGUCAGUGAAGACUGGGAAGUAUGUAUGCCAGUACUGUGGGAGAGCUUGUGCCAAACCCAGCGUACUAAAGAAGCACAUACGUUCUCACACUGGCGAACGACCAUAUCCGUGUAUUCCUUGUGGUUUCUCAUUUAAAACUAAGAGCAACCUGUACAAACACAGAAAAUCUCACACCCAUGCGGUAAAAGCAGGAUUGGUUUCAUUUUCAGAACAAGACAGCAAGCAUAUGGAUGAGGAGCUGGCGGUGGCAGAAGGUGAGAUGCAUUCGGAUGCUGAGCAGAGCAGUGACACCGAUGAAGAAGUUGUGGAAGACUUGUCCUUGGAUACAACAAGCCAUAUCAAAGAAACAGAGGGUUUUGUGCAAGAAAAAGGGAGUAUGUUGGCAAAAAAGGAAGCCACUUUAUCUUCACUCAAAAAGCAAACGGGGUCAUCAGGGAAAGUAUCUUUAUGGCAAUUCCGGGAAAUGACGGCACCUGCUGCUAUUGCUCAGGUGGACCAAAUGGUUGAGUUCUCCACCAUCAAGCAAAGACUGGCACUUCGGCUUUCGGAGAAGAAAAGUCAAGACUCUGAUCAGUCUCUUUCUCUGCCCAGUUCAUACAGUAAAGGCAGCACUGAUUCCGGAUACUUCUCACGUUCUGAGAGUGCCGAGCAACAGUUCAGUCAGUCGAGUGCAAGUGCCAAAUCGUAUCAAGAAAUUAUGUUUGGGAAAUGUUAUAGGCCAACAACCAGGCCAAAGCAAUCAAUCACUGUACAGACCUGCAUGACGGACAUAAAUGAAGCCACAUCUAGCUUCAUGAUUACACUGAACAAAGGCAUAAUGCCUGGUGAUACUGACUCCUCCAUUCACAGAAGCAAAAAAGACCUAAUCCGAUCAAUAAAAAUUGAUUCGGAGUCCUUCCAAGAGGAAGAUUAUCAAGAACGUCAAAUCCCUAGCUCUGACCUUCUGGAGACGGCUUCAGAGAGUAGUGUAUUCUUGCGCAGCAAUUCUCUUCCAACCUCAUCUAAUUCGAAUUUGAAUGCACCUCAAGGGCUAAGAAGCAGUAACUCAUUUGAUGAGAGAAUGACGGGUGCUGAUGUCACCUACCGGGGCGCAAUGGGUAUGAGGAGACUCAUGCGGCAAGCUGCGUUUGAGCACUCCGCUAACGAAGGACAUGCUGAAUCAGACUGCUACGCUCAUCUGGCUUGUAGUCUAAAAUCAGACUUGAAAAUUCACAGUGUAGAUGAUUCCAAAUUGAGUGCCGAAAACUAUCAAGAUAUUGAGUCGUGUUCCGUCUUUCCAAGCCAUUUAUCAGAAACUUCCACAAGGAAACGAAGAAAAGACAAAAAUAUCUUGGAGGAAGAUGACUUUCAUGUGCAAGACAAGCCUUCUGGACACUCCGAGGACACUGAGACAAAGCCAAUUACUUUAGAUGCUGCCUUUUGUGACACUGAGAGAAGGGCUGGUAGCAAUGUUAUCUCUGUCAUUCAGCACACAAAUUCAUUAAACCGUCUGAACUCUUCAGAGAAGUCGAGUGAUGUUAGAUCACAUCCCUUAGACAAAAUUGGCAGAUUCAUGGAGCAUAGCAUGGAGGGUCAAAGACUGGAGGGAGCAGACUGGCAAUGGGGAUGCAGUGGUUUUCUACACCAGAAACUUCACAUGACUAAGCAGCCAACACCUCAGCCUAGUAUCCAAGUUCCAGAGAUUAGAGUAACCGUGGAGCCUGACAGGCCAGAAAAAGUUCUGGAAGCAGGGGUCAAGCAAAGGGAAAAGCACACUGAAGAGUUCCAAUGGCCACAGAGGAGCGAGACCCUAUCACAGUUUCCAAUGGAAAAGCUGCCGCCCAAAAAGAAACGCUUGAGAUUAGCAGAGAUGGAAUGUUCCUCUGGAGAAUCGAGUUUUGAAUCCGCUUGCACAAGUCUCUCCAGAAGCCCGAGUCAAGAUAGCAAUUUGUCUCACAGCUCAAGCUUUUCCCAGUCCCUCGACAGAGACGAGACUAUUAACCCUGUGUCUCAAACCAACCCAGAUGAGUUUAAUAAGCCGUUGGAGUUCUUAUCUGUACCACGAAGUCAUCACCGAGAGAUGAGACGUUCUGCUUCAGAGCAGGCACCUUAUAACUUCCCCUCAGAAGUUCCAGAAUUUCGAAGCAAGUCUUUCGAUUAUGGUAGUCUUUCCCCUUCACCUACAUCUAGGCAAGAGGAGGUUAAAGAGCGUAGAAGGGCCUUCUUGGUUAGGCAGGCAUCACUAAGUGGUGAACCUGAGAUGCAAGGCGGCACAGUCUCAGAUGAAAUUAGCAAGAGAACGAGCUCACCAAGCAAACCGUUUACAUCCGAGGGAUCCAUUGAGAAAAUGAGGUACUACCAACAUAAACAACAUAGCCAAGGGCAAGCCUCAUCUCAGUAUGCUAAACCCAACAUCUGCAAUGUUUAUGACAUGGAUAGCGUAAUGCUUUUUAUAAAGAAGGAACCUGAAGAAUCCAAGGUAGCUGAGUCUUAUAUUAGCUUAAGAAAACCCCAAGAAGACUGUUCCCAGGGUUUAGGCAAUGUUUUGUCAACGAUAGCAGUGCUUUCACAAGCUCAGCAAGCAUUAGCCAGUCAAAGUACGUCUGGUUUGCUAGUUCCUGUUAGAAUUCAGAUGCAAGUACCAUCUUACGGGAACGUAACGUACACUAGUAUAUCUCACAUUCUGGAUUCUCAAACACAGAAUCCUAUCUCAUACACAGAACACAAAUCAUCCUCCUGUCAAAGUCUUGCCAUAGUCAUGCCACAAAGUAACAUAGGUUGUGAACCAUCUCCAGUGUCAGGGCACCCUAGGCGACUACUCCGCAGCCCACAGGCAUCACCAGCAAAGCUAAACACAGGCAUACCUCUAUCAUUAACAUCCAAAACCAUCUCAACUACAGAAGCCCCCAGUGGUGGAGCAAACAAGCGCAUGCUCUCACCUGCAAGUAGCAUUGAACUUUUCAUCGAAGCAAAGCAACAAAAGCGAGUCAAAGAUGAGAACAUUUAUGGCCAGAUUGUUGAAGAGCUUAGUGCUGUGGAGUUAGGAAAUCUUGAAGGUGAAAAAGAAAGUCCCAAGAAAGCUUUCAAAUCAGGAAGCCCAUGCGAGCCCACUGAGGAGGUAGAUAUGGAUGAGCUCAGCCGAGACUUUUACAGCAAUCCAGAGUUACAACCUUCAGUCAGAAUUCCUCAAGAUGCUGCUAUGAUGGAGCAAAAACCAACACCUGAACACAUGAUGGCUAGCAAUCGUCCUGGUUCUGGUAUAGGUGCAGUGCCCUCGGCAAUCACUGGUGCUUUACUGUUCUCCAAGUUUCCAGGUCUUCACACUACUACUUGUGUGAGCUGGUGCUAUCUCAACUCCACUAAGCCAAAUAGCACCCAAACAGCUGUAAAUUUCUCAGAGUAUGCCUCGUGGUUUGUGAGAUGUCAUAACCCUAACCCACCCGAUCUUAGCACUGGGAUGGUUCUUGCUCUUCUCCGAUCCAAACAGAGGAGGCAGAAUGCUGUUUAUUCAAUCGCUAGCAUGUAUCAACCUGGACUACUAGUGACCUCGACCCCUUGGAGACCGAAGCAAGAACAAGUAACACUGGACUACAGAGAGGAAGAUACAAAACAGGACGUGAGGCUAAGAGACAUUAGCCAAAGGUGCAAAUCUUUACGAGAGGAUGUUGCGUCCACCAUACGGCAAGCAGAACCAGUCCGUGUGAAGAUUUUUGAAGGAGGGUAUAAGUCCAAUGAGGAUUAUGUGUAUGUGAGGGGUCGUGGUCGGGGAAAGUAUAUAUGUGAAGAGUGUGGUAUUCGUUGUAAGAAACCAAGCAUGCUCAAGAAACACAUACGAACUCACACAGAUGUGAGACCCUACAUCUGCAAGUGCUGCAACUUUGCCUUCAAAACUAAAGGGAAUCUCACCAAGCAUAUGAAGUCAAAAGCUCACAUGAAAAAAUGCCUUGAACUUGGAGUCUCACCUACAGCCAUGGACAAUACAGAGGAUGCUGAUGACACGCAGAAGUCCUUAGGCAUCAUGCCAGUGGAAACAACCAUUAAACAUCAGUUCUCAGAUGCAGAAGAUUCCGAUGGCGUUGACGAGGAUGAACCAGAUGAUGAUGAAGAUGAUGAAUGUGAUGGUGAUUCUACACCAAGAACGCUGUCCAGAAGCACAAGUCCUCAGUCCUAUGCACUCUACAAGCCAUGUCUGUCUGGCUGUCUCCCUAAACACUUUGACCCAAGCCGCAAUCGACCGAAGGAACAGCUUGGAGUUUCUUCUCUGAGUAUUGAUGAUGAUCUGACUUUUGAACAGUCAAGCAGUUCCUCUGAGCCUUGCCCACCUCAGCUGCUGUCGCCUUGUUGGGAUUCACCUCGCCAGAGGUACAUGUCCCCGAGGGGAGAUCUUUCACCACGUUGUCACCUGUUGUCAAGCCGUGAUUCAUCUCCUUUAAGGGGCGUUUCCCCAAGAAGAGAUCUGAGCAUCAGAGGGGAUUUUUCACCCAUCCGGCAGCUGUCACCCGUAAGACCUACAGGUUCGGACCCGUCGGGGCAACGAGCGCAGUCACCACUGGGUCGACAGAAAGGCGUGCUCAGGGCCGUGUCCCCACGGAGGGGGUCUUAUCAGCACAGGACCCUCAUGGAUCCUGGAAGGAGUGUGAGAUUUCAAGCUUCUCCCCUUCGACCAAUCAUCGGAGUGCGCUCAGACACAGGAAUGGAUCAAGGGGAUACUCCUCAGAAUCUGUAUGUUCCUGUCGGCCUAUGCAGCAGUCAAGAUCUGUCCACAUCCUUGCAGCCAGACAUCUUCAGCCAUUUGCCUUUGCACUCUCAAGGACAGGUGCCAACGCCUGUCCCGAUGAUCCCUAUUGGGGGGUUACGGAUGCCCACAAUGUCGACAUCUGGUGCUGCUGGGGAGAGAAAUUCGCUCCCGUCAAAUCCACAGGGGAACACAUUAGAAACGGCCAGUUCUGGCCGGACCUCAGCCCCUGUCCUAGAUCCUGGAAUGGCCUACAGUGGAGGAAUAGCAACCUCUUCCACCGGCCUUCCUAGCAAAGACGAUAAGAAGGAGGAGAGCGUCUACAUCUGUGCAAAAGCUAUCGCAUCUCUCAGAAUCACAUCUGAAGAUGCCGCUGACAAACCGCCUAAAAGCUGACUUUGUAAGCACUAUAUAAUCGCUAUAAAAUUCAAGCUCAAACCAGAAACAUAUUUUAUGCAAGUAUUCUAUGGUUGCGUUUAACAUGCAUUACGUGGGUUCUUGUGUUGCACUGGCGGUAGCAGACUUCUGUACUCAAGGGGGCGAUAGAGUACCUUUAAAUUUCUGUGCCAUUAACCCGGAUGUGUUAUUAUUCAGGUAGCUGCUGUAAACAUGCCAAGUUUAACAAACUUUAACUAACUUGCUCAGUAGUUGACCCAUAGCGCCCCCUUGCAGUCUGACACAUUUCGGAAGGCAAAGAUGCACAAAAUCAAACUCGCUUAGUGUUUUUUUUGCCCUUAGAGGCAGAAACGUAAUACGCAGAAUAUGCACAACAUCUUGCAUUUAUGUUCAAUGCACAUGCCAUAUUCUCCUGCCAUAUCAAUUACAACUAUAAACAUGUACAAGCUGCAUAUUUGCAACAAUACAUGCAAAAAAAUUCUAUUAGUAAUUCAUGAUAACUCUAGUUCUGAGUUUCACAGGACUGGAAGUGCAUCAUUACGUCCCAAUCGUCUUUGACUUUUGCUUGUGCCUUUUAAGAAGAUGUUUGCAUAUCCCUCGAAGAGAGAAAGUCAUUCGAUGUACCCUGUUUAUGCACUUAACAAUAGUGGUGGUCAUUAAGUUGAACUAAUAUGAGGUACCGUGGUUGCUUUUUGAGAUUGCAUUUACUACAUACGUUAAAGUUUGCAUUAAGCUGUGCUCUGACAUUGCCUUGUAUGCUGUUGUAUAUCUUUGCUGGCACCUUUAUAUCUUAACUGCAUUAUGUGCGUUCGAGAUUACGAACCCAAAAGUGUUGAUUCUUUAAACAGUUUAAACCUUCUCCACCGUAUAGUAUUUUUCUAAAUGUAUCAUACCUCGUUUCCUUAUUUAAUCUGUAGAUUUUUCUGCACUUAAGCAACGAAAUGUCAUUACAAGGCAUUUUUAAUAUAGCCUAGAUCUGCAUAUGACAUCGUAUUAUUAUAUAAAAAGCGGUAAGUAUCGUGCAUUAAGAUGACUAUUCGAAGCACUUUCUAGCGAGCUGAUAGACUGAAUGCCGUGUCAUCGAUAUUGAAGCUCUUUUAAAUGAUUUUUCAUUGAAUUAAUCAUAUGGCACAACAUUCCAGUCACUGUUAAGUCAAUUAUAUGUGCACAUUUAUGUGUACGUGCUCAUACAUGCAUAUACGCACGUACAUAUUUACACAAACACACACACACAAACAUAAUCGCUAUCAUGUACUGUAAUUACUUUUGAAGAGUGGCUUGUGUUGAAGUAAACAAAAAUGAAUUGUAUAUUUGAAGGGAUAGUUGCUUUUUCAGGUUUUUCUCGCCAUCAGAUGAAGGGGUCUUGUCUGGUGAACUUGUCUGACUGUUUGAAUGUAUGAAUUUUUAGCCUAAGUCAUUUUAAAUGUCUUUAAAGAAGGUAUAAGUGCUAUCUCAUAUUAAACAUACGGAUAUCAUAUGAAGUAGCGAGCAGUUUAUGGUAUUUAUAUUAAUAGUCUGAGUAUUUAAAAAUGCUGAGAUGGUGAUGUUAAACGAAGUUUAUACUGAAGGAACUUUCAUGUCAUGUUUACAGUAUUACAUAUUAAAGAUUUUGAGGUAUCUAGGUUGAAUUUAUGGCAUUUUAGAAAUUACAACUGUUAUUUAUCUUACGGACUGGUACGUGGUCAUCAUUUAAAGAAGUUCAUGAAUAUUUCUUUUGUUUUGCCCAUAAAGGCAGCUGAUUUCUUCUUAUUUAAUUGUUUGUUUUUGUUUUACUCUGAUUACAAGAUGUCCUUUAGAAAAAAAAAAAACUGAAAUUAAAGUUCUAUUAUAAAAACUUGUUGACAGUGUUCUUACCUC
This is a messenger RNA of Labeo rohita (rohu), 7846 nucleotides long. It is a transcript of the gene hivep2b, whose product is annotated as HIVEP zinc finger 2b. Lineage: Eukaryota; Metazoa; Chordata; Actinopteri; Cypriniformes; Cyprinidae. Gene Ontology annotation, cellular component: nucleus. Gene Ontology annotation, biological process: regulation of transcription by RNA polymerase II. The record is from RefSeq and is a predicted model, not a curated record. Gene Ontology annotation, molecular function: RNA polymerase II cis-regulatory region sequence-specific DNA binding; DNA-binding transcription factor activity, RNA polymerase II-specific.